CUUCCGCUUUAAAAUUCACAAAGACCCGACGGACAGGACCAAGACAGACUGAGACGUCUGUGUGGUAGCAGAUGAAGACACUGAUGUGCUGUGGCGCCCUUGGAUGUGGGUCUGAUAGAAGGGAAGUCCUUGCUACCAUCCAUGGAAACCAAAGAGCAUGGGAAAAAUGGGAAGAAAAAGGUCCUUCUGAAACCUAAAUCCUUGAGGUACUUACGAAGAAAGUCACAGAAUUAUCAUAAAGAUGAUGGCAGUCAGUGCUACUACGGAACAGACGAGGAGGAGUAUGUCUACAGAACAGUCCAUCGAUAUUCAUCAAAUAACUUUCCAUUAUUUUCUAACAUGUCAGACGACGAGGUUAUCAAAAAUUCUAAAUCAAAACAGUUUACUGGACAACCCAUGGUUUUAUCACAGAGGCAAGUCAAAAACAAAGAAAAUGAAACAUUAGAAACCUUUCCAUUCCAAUCACUUCCUUAUGAAUUGAAGAUGAAAGUAUUCACCUACCUUAAUCACAUCGACAAGGGCCUGUCCAUGAGGGUGUGCCGAGAGUGGAAAGAUCUUCUGGUCAAUCCAGCCUUGUGGAGUACUGUGAUGUUGUGCGACUUCCCAAUGACAUGCAUGCCCUCAAGAAACCACCUGCAGUCCUCACACUGUUAUCUGUGCUACAAUGAACGAGUUCACAUGUUUGCUAGAUACUUACAAAUCCUUGGCCCACCAAUAAAAUAUCUGGAUUUCAAGUUUGACAUUGGUGAACCUGAUGACAACUAUAUAGAGAUACUUCAGAACUUUCUCAGCAAGGGAAACCUUCAGUCUUUAGGCCAUUUCAACUUCAACUGGAAAGAGACACCUUCAAGACCAUUUUGGUCUGACUGGUCAAAUUGCAAUGAUAUUGUAUUCAGACAGAGAUACAGAGGAAGGAUCUUUGUGUAUUUCUUCGACGACCUCACAAAGGUGGCAACGAAAAUUACAACACUUCUACUGCCGUUUGAUUGGUCAGACAGAAGCGUUAUGUGUCUCACACGUCUCCAGAACUUGCACACUUUAGUGAUAGAGAAAUACUUUGUAUUUCAAGCUAUGAAGCAAGACCUCCUUGACAAAAUGAUGGACGGCUUGCCCAAUCUCAAGCGUCUAAUGUUGGAAGUCUGGUCACCAAGUGGACCAGGUCUCGUACCCUACACCAUCCGAUCCAAGUCCCUAGAGUUCUUGGACAUCAGUCAGAGUCGAGGUUUAUAUCUGAAGGCACUAGACAUCCCUAAGAUGAUACGGUUCCGUGUUGCUAGGCGACCCUGGAAUGGUCCUUUAGUAUGUGCUGACAAGAUUGCUCUCCCUUGUCUGUACAACACAUUGCUGGAGGGGGCCCCUGGCCUGCACAAGCUCAAUGAUCACUACUUGGAAGAAAGCUGGAAGGACAAUGUCUACUCAACCUUAGAAGAAGUGCUGAAAGUUGUUUGUUCCUGUCGUAGACAUAAGACAGGUUGGGCCAUGUAAUCUUUUUAAAAUCAGCAACAGUUGGACACCGAUGAACUGUCAUACAAAAAAAAACCUUUUGUAAUGUUGGAUUUAUUGUGAUGUUUAUUUCCAUAUGUCAUGCGGAUGGCAAGCAGCUCUUUAGCAUCACAGUAUAUAGAUAAAAGUCAACAAAUUGUCAUACAAUGGCCAAAUGUACAUUGUAUUCAAAAUAUCAUGAUCCAUGGUUUAAAUACCAGGUCUAGAUAUGUCACAUGUACAUCAUGCCCUUAGAGAGGUGUCACAUGUACAUCACUUGGUUACCAGAAAUGUCACAUGUACAUCACUUGGUUACCAGAAAUGUCACAUGUACAUCACUUGGUUACCAGAAAUGUCACAUGUACAUCACUUGGUUACCAGAAAUGUCACAUGUACAUCACUUGGUUACCAGAGAUGUCACAUGUAAAUCACUUGGUUACCAGAAAUGUCACAUGUACACCACUUGGUUACCAGAGAUGUCACAUGUACAUCACUUGGUUACCAGAGAUGUCACAUGUACAUCACUUGGUUACCAGAAAUGUCACAUGUACAUCACUUGGUUACCAGAGCUGUCAUAUAUUGUUUACACAUAUCCUGUGUCGUGUUAAUGUUAUAGGUAUCUUUAUCUUUGUUAAGAAUGUCAACUUGAAAACUACAGUAGGUAAGAUGAUAUGUAUAUGGAGAAACCAUGUGCCUUAUAUGAUACUUACAAAAUGAAAAUUAUUAAUAUUUCCCAGAGAUCUUAAGAUUUGUUACUCAUUCAAAGCAGUUCAUAACAAGUGGUGUAUUUUUGGUGAAGUUUAAAGAAUUAAGAAUAUACUGUAGAAUAAUUUGUUUUUGCAGUCAGUCAUAAUUUGACUGUGAGGCUUAUGACAAUUUUUGUAGAUAAAGGCUAGAUCUUUGUCGGGACAAAAUGAAGUAUAAAUAUAUAUAUAGCUUUCUAGACUUUUGGACAAUUUCAUGAAGAGAUCAUAUGUAUCCAUUUAUAAUUUCAUUGGUCAUAAUAAUUGUCAUUUUUUACCUCUGUGAAUAUGGAUAAUUAUAUAAUUUAGUAAAACUCUGAUUGUGAAUCCUUUUGGCUCUGCUUAUCAGGUUAUUAACACUUGCUGAGGUUAAUGAAUGUUCAUACUCUCCUCAGAUGUAGUCCAUUAUCAAAACCCUCAUUGGAUGUCAUAUAAGCUUCUUUUUUUUUUUUAGUUCAGUUAUUAAUUAACCUUUGCAAAGAUCAAUCAUGAAUGAUCUCAGAUUGCAUAAUAUUUUUUGUCGUUAGUGUCCAUGAGACGUGGCCUGGACUAGUCUGUGUAUGUCGUACAUGCAUUCUCUGGAUCCAUGUUGGUGCAAAGUUAGGGAUUUGUUUUUUGUUUUUGUUAUCAAACUUAUUAUUAUGAUAAUAAUCAUGAUAUGUAUUGAUAUUUUCUUUUUUGUUAAUCUAUUAUCUUAAGUAUUCAGUGUCUGUUUCCAUGCCAGGUAUCAUACCUUGUAGGGCAAAACAACAGAAAUCACACUGUAGCGUGGAUUAUCUGAUUAACCAUGGAUGGGGUCAGCAUUUAUCUUUUGGUAUGAAGCAAAGCAAUGAUAAUUAAUUCUUCUCAAUGCAAUAAUAAGUAUUAUGUAAAAACAGUUGGCAAGUGAAAUAUUAACAGCAUAUAGUUACAGGCAAUUGAGAUGUCACCUCCAGAUGUGUCUCAACCAGUUGUUUAAAGAGGUGUGUCUCAACCAGUUGUUUAAAGAGGUGUGUCUCAACCAGUUGUUUAAAGAGAUGUGUCUCACCCAGCUAUUUACAGAGAGGUGCCUCACCCAGCUAUUUACAGAGAGGUGCCUCACCCAGGUAUUUACAGAGAUGCGUCUCCUCCAGAUGUUUUAAGAAAUUUGUCACAACCAGUUUUAUUCUGAGACAUGUCGAGAGGUGUACUCGGACGCGUACCCUGCUGUUUACAGACAUGUCUGACCCAGCUGUUGACCGAGAAGACCCUGCUGUUUACAGACA
Molecule: messenger RNA, 3469 nt
Organism: Pecten maximus
Lineage: Eukaryota; Metazoa; Mollusca; Bivalvia; Pectinida; Pectinidae
Exons: 3
Coding region: 142-1485 (447 amino acids)
Biological process (GO): SCF-dependent proteasomal ubiquitin-dependent protein catabolic process; protein polyubiquitination
Cellular component (GO): SCF ubiquitin ligase complex
Molecular function (GO): protein binding
Source: RefSeq, a predicted model, not a curated record